AUGUCGGACCAGUACAACCAGGACAACUUGAACCAGGACUUCAGCAAGCAGAGCUUGGACGAGAACCAGCAGGGUUACAACCCUAACUCCCAGACAUUUGUGCCUCAGGGUGGCUACAGCCAGUACCAGCAGGGACAAGGCGGUUACAACCAGUACAACCAGGGCUACAACCAAUACCAGAACUACGGUAACAGCGGCCGUGGAGGCUACAGUUCUGGAAGAGGUGGCUACAACAACUACAACCAGGGUUACAACCAAUACCAAAACAACUACAACCAGGGAUAUGGUGGCUACAAUGGAGGCUACAACCAGUACCAGGGAUACGGUGACUACCAACAACAACAACAGCAGCAGCAGCCUCAGGGCAUGUCAUUGGCUGAUUUCCAAAAACAGCAGCAGGCUUCUGCCGCUCCAGCUGCCAAGCCUAAGAGAACCUUGAAAUUGGCUACCAGCUCAUCUGUGAAGUUGGUGAACAACACCAAGGCAGCUGCUGUCGAGAAGAAGGACGAAAAGAAGGAGGAGAAGAAGGAAGAGCCAAAGGAAGAAAAGAAGGAGGAGAAGAAGCCCGAGGCCAAGGAGGAAAAGAAGGAGAGCACGCCGGCUCCAACCCCAGCUCCAGCCAAGUCUGCCUCUUCUUCCACAGUUGCCUCUAAGGCCGCAUCCAAGGCUGCUACUCCAGCUGCCACCAAGGAGUCUACUCCUACUCCUUCCGCCGAGGCCGUUGUGAGACAGCAGGAGGACGAGGUCGACGAGGAGGUCAUCAAGGACAUGUUCGGUGGUAAGGACCAUCUUUCGAUUAUUUUCAUGGGCCACGUUGAUGCCGGUAAGAGUACCAUGGGUGGUAACAUUCUUUUCUUGACUGGUGCUGUCGACAAGAGAACCGUCGACAAGUACGAGAGAGAGGCUAAGGAUGCCGGUAGACAGGGCUGGUACCUCUCGUGGGUCAUGGAUACCAACAAGGAGGAGAGAUCCGACGGUAAGACCAUUGAGGUCGGUAAGGCAUACUUCGAGACCGACAAGAGAAGAUACACUAUCUUGGAUGCCCCAGGUCACAAGAUGUACGUUUCCGAGAUGAUUGGUGGUGCCUCCCAGGCCGAUGUCGGUAUUCUUGUUAUUUCUGCCAGAAAGGGUGAGUACGAGACCGGUUUCGAAAAGGGUGGUCAGACUAGAGAGCACGCUCUUUUGGCCAAGACCCAGGGUGUCAACAAGAUCGUUGUCGUUGUAAACAAGAUGGACGACGCUACUGUUGGCUGGUCCGAAGACAGAUACAAGGACUGUACCACGAAGGUGGCCCAGUUUUUGAAGGGUAUUGGCUACCAAAAGGAUGACAUCCUCUUCAUGCCAGUUUCCGGUUACACUGGUGCUGGUCUCAAGGACAGAGUUGAUCCAAAGGACUGUCCAUGGUACGAGGGCCCAUCUCUUCUUGAGUUCUUGGACAACAUGAAGACGGCGAACCGUUUCAUCAACGCUCCUUUCAUGUUGCCAAUUGCUGCCAAGAUGAAAGACAUGGGUUGUGUUGUCGAAGGUAAGGUUGAGUCUGGUCACGUCAAGAAGAACUCCAGUUUGUUGAUGAUGCCUAACAGAACAAGCGUUGAAGUUUCCAACAUCUACAACGAGACUGAGCAAGAAGUCGACACCGCUCUCUGCGGUGAGCAGAUCCGUAUGAAGAUCAAGGGUGUCGAGGAAGAAGACGUUGCUCCUGGUUACGUGUUGACCUCUCCAAAGAACCCUGUGAGAACCGUCACCAAGUUCGAAGCCCAGAUCGCCAUUGUCGAAUUGAAGUCGAUCUUGUCUAACGGUUUCUCUUGUGUCAUGCACUUGCAUACUGCCGUCGAGGAGGUUACAUUCCUCGAGUUGAAGCAUAAGUUGGAGAAGGGUACGAAUAGAAAGUCCAAGAAGGCCCCACCAUUCGCCAAGAAGGGUAUGAAGAUCAUUGCUGUCUUGGAGACGCCAGAGCCUGUGUGCGCUGAGACCUACAACGACUACCAGCAGUUGGGUAGAUUCACCUUGAGAGACCAGGGUGUGACUAUCGCUAUUGGUAAGAUCACCAAGUUGUUGUAA
This is a messenger RNA of Candidozyma pseudohaemuli, 2061 nucleotides long. It is a transcript of the gene SUP35, whose product is annotated as translation termination factor GTPase eRF3. Gene Ontology annotation, biological process: nuclear-transcribed mRNA catabolic process, deadenylation-dependent decay; translation; translational termination. Gene Ontology annotation, molecular function: GTPase activity; translation release factor activity; GTP binding. Bases 1 to 2061 code for a protein of 686 amino acids. Lineage: Eukaryota; Fungi; Ascomycota; Pichiomycetes; Serinales; Metschnikowiaceae. The transcript has a single exon. Gene Ontology annotation, cellular component: translation release factor complex. The record is from RefSeq and is a predicted model, not a curated record.